UAGAUUUUUUAUUAUAAAACAAACAAUAGCAUCAAAUUUUUAAGCAAUGGAGAAUAGCAUUGAUCCAGUAAUCAAAGAGAUUCCAGUAUUUUUAUCAACAAAGCUUGCUGAUAAGCUGUUUAUAUUUCAAUAUCCAAUGAAAGCAGCUCAUGAAGGGUAUGAUAAUGCAACCUUUACUAAGACUGCAAUAAAGCCAGAAAACCAAGAAGUUGUAAUUGAAGUUCAAAUUAAUACACAAGAUUCUCACUAUAAUGUUAAUAAAGGGCAAGCAAUUGCUGCUCAUGCUGAAAUGUCUUCAAAGCGAGAUCAAGAAGAAGAUGAAAGAAUUUUUGAUAGCCACACAAUGGAUAAAAUAAUUAUGCAAUCAUCAAGGGCCUUACCAAACUGUGAUAAUUAUGCUAUUGGAGUUUUUCAAGAUGGUGAAUUACAUAUAACUCCUCUGAAGGGAAUUGUACAAAUGCGUCCUGAAUUUAAUUAUCUGGAUAAAAUUGAAAAACGAGGAAAGGAUGAAGGAAAAAAUACUGAUACCGAAGAAGAAGAUGAGCCUGCAAAACAAGUAAAUGUAACAUUUGCAAGACAAGUUCCAGAUUUCAUUAAGAAAAUGAGGGAACAGUCGUUUCAGACACAUGCAAAAAAAUGUUUAGAAGAGCAAUGGAUAUCAUGUCAGUAUAAGCCAGCAACAAGUUCUCUAUCUGAGUUAACUCGAAUGGAAAUGUUCUGUAGUACCAAUGAUGAGUCAGCAAAUAAUUUAAAUUUAUCAACAAAACAGUAUUUGGAUUUACUCGCUCCUCCGCUCAAGGAAGAACAAUUUUCAAAAGCUAAUAUUCCCAGUCAUACAACAUCCCUCAGUUAUAUUCGCACUUUACCAUUACUUGACCAAGUCAGAAUAUUGAUGAAAGAUGCAAAGGUUAUGUCUUUUGCACAAUUGCGAACAAUUUUGUCCACCGAACAUGAGACAACUGCUAUUCUUAAAUACUUACAACAAGUAGCAGUGCUUGUUCAGGGAAAUUGGGUAGUAAAUAGCGAACUUAUAUAUCCAAAGGAUACAAUGUCUGCUCACAGUGGUAUCCCUGCCGAGCUUAUGUGUAGAGCUAGAGAUUAUGUUCUAUUAUCAUUCACUGAACAUGAAUUUGUCGAUAGAAGAGCAGUCUCUUCUAUUGUCAAAUUACCAGCUGAAGAAAUAAGGGAAAUUUUUACUAAUAUAGCAAAACACCAACCAAAGAAAGGUUGGCGUUUAAUAGUCAAUCCCAGUAAAGAAUUUUCUGAACGAUAUCCUGAAAUAUCACAGCGUCAGGAGAUAUUUUGGGAGGCGAAACGCAAACACUUGCGUGAGGCGAUGGAAGCACAAAACCAAGCUCCUCAGCGGCAGAGGCGAAAAUCCAAUCGCGAAUCCAUAGGUUCGGAGAACGAAGAGCGCAACAUUGGUCGCGGCAUUUCUGGUCGGAAAUUAAUGAGAGAUUCUUCCGUCUCCGAUAAUGAUAGCGCUCCCGAGAACAUCAAGCAAAAGAAAAUCAAUCGAAAUAGAAAAACAUCCGAAACCUCCGUAUGAUAAAAAAUUUGCUUAGAUAAAUGGAAGGAAUCUUGGAAGUGAGUAAUCUAGAAAUUAGAUCAUGUGUAUUAUACUUUUAUUUUUUCUUUGCCUAUUUGUACAUUAGGUGAAUGAUACAUUCCCAAUGGAAAAAAUAUAUGGCAGUCUUAGUCUUAAUUGUGAAUUCAUUUGAAAUUUAUUUUCAUUUCAAAUAGGAACAAACAGAUAUUUAAAAUUCAAUAUA
Molecule: messenger RNA, 1772 nt
Organism: Ceratosolen solmsi marchali
Lineage: Eukaryota; Metazoa; Arthropoda; Insecta; Hymenoptera; Agaonidae
Gene: Polr3E
Product: RNA polymerase III subunit E
Exons: 8
Coding region: 47-1549 (500 amino acids)
Biological process (GO): tRNA transcription by RNA polymerase III
Cellular component (GO): RNA polymerase III complex; nucleus
Source: RefSeq, a predicted model, not a curated record